AUGGCAGGUCCGACCUCGCCGGGCACCGAAGGCCCCACGUUUGCCCCGCCCCAUCUCCCUGCUGGCUGGAUCGCCCAGUGGGAUGGCUCAAGCAAGAAGUAUUACUUCGUGCAGCUUUCCACCGGUGUCUCGCAAUGGGAGGUUCCGACCGACGCCGCUCCCACAGGCGCAACUCCUGCCCAACCCUCUGAUCAUCCUUACGGCGUUCCUCAACCCGAACUCAUCACCCAUCCCGACGGUAGCCAGACCGUGCGACACGCCGAUGGCACCCUGGAGCCCGUCAACCCUCCCAUGCCACCCGACAAUACAAACACGAGAGGUCUUGAUGGUCCGACGGGCGACCGUGGCCUAGGUAGCAACGAUUACGGAUACUCCAACAGCGCUUCUGGCGGCGGCGGUUACUCUGGCCAGGCUCCUCCUACCUCUUACCAGCCGUCGGGCUCGACGCAUACCCAGCACUCAUCCCCACCGGCAGGUGCCUCUUCCUACCACUCGCCCGCUUCCAACCAGGGUCACAACCAACAGUCGUAUCCUCCGCCGCCGACUCAAGCCCAGAAUCACAACCAGUCAUUUCCUCCACCGCCUAACCAGUACUCCACGCCGAACCAGGGCCAGACGCAUCACAACACCGCUUAUGGGGCGCCGCCUCAGCAAUCUCAUAACCAGUACCCUCCUCCGCCUUCUGGCGGACCCCCUUCAUCAUAUGGCCAGCAACCCAGUUACGCCGCUCAGUCUAACCAACAACAGCAACAGCAGUACAGCGGAUACAACCCGGCAACCUACGGUGGUGGGACCCCCCAAGGCUCCCAGCCCGGUGGCUACCCCAGCCAACCCUCGUAUGCUGGCAAUUCUUCUCAGCAGGGUGGCUACAACACCCACUACUGA
Messenger RNA from Colletotrichum chrysophilum, 885 nucleotides. RefSeq lists its product as uncharacterized. The record is from RefSeq and is a predicted model, not a curated record. NCBI's taxonomy places the organism in Eukaryota, Fungi, Ascomycota, Sordariomycetes, Glomerellales, Glomerellaceae. Bases 1 to 885 code for a protein of 294 amino acids. Gene Ontology annotation, molecular function: protein binding. The transcript is spliced from 2 exons.